Molecule: messenger RNA, 1198 nt
Organism: Cucurbita moschata (crookneck pumpkin)
Lineage: Eukaryota; Viridiplantae; Streptophyta; Magnoliopsida; Cucurbitales; Cucurbitaceae
Product: E3 ubiquitin-protein ligase RNF126-like
Exons: 2
Coding region: 319-1095 (258 amino acids)
Biological process (GO): protein ubiquitination
Cellular component (GO): cytoplasm
Molecular function (GO): ubiquitin protein ligase activity
Source: RefSeq, a predicted model, not a curated record
CUUGGGCAGGUUACGGUGGCGAUUAGGGUGAACCGAAUGCGGAGAAGGCAUAAUCUUCUUCAUAUUAAUCUCUGCAACUAUGAACAGAGCUUGAAGAUGAAGAGAGAAUACAAAUCCAUUUCAUGAACAUUACCUGUAAAAAGCUCCAAAUCUUCCGUCUCUUCGAGGAAUACGACAAGGAAUAACUUUCCAGUCGCCUUUCAAGCCAUUCCUUCUCCAUCUCUACUUCCUCUUCCUCAAUCAAUCUUCUUCCUAUAAAUUCUUCUCUUCUUUCUCGAAUUUUCGAUUCAAAAGAAACUACCUCAAAUUCGUAUCUCCAUGUCUCAAAAUUUUAGACCUCGAAUCGCCUUCAAUGCCGGAAUCCCUAGGACCAGAACCGUCCAUUACUACUGGUGUCGAAUCUGUCGACGAAUCAUCAGAAUCAGCUUGGGAAAUCCUCUGGAAAUUUCCAUCACUUGCCCCUUUUGCUCCAGAAAUCUCCGCCAUGAAUUGGACGUCGUUAGGGCACGAUUCCACGGCGAUCCUUCUAAUUUUCUUCAAGAUUCCGGAAAUCACAUGACCAACACGAAUUCUCGCCGGAUGAUCCCGCGGUGGACGUUCGAAACUGACGAUCCUCAUUCUCUGGAUUCUUGGAUUACUCUCCAAUUCUCCAGACCAUCGGAAAACUCCAAUCCCGCGGCGAAUUCCGACAUGGAGGCGAUUCGGAGGGUGAAAAUUACGGAGUCGCAUCUGCAGAAGGAUUCGAGCUGUGCGAUUUGUAAAGAGGAAUUCGAAAUCGGAGGGGAAGUGAGGGAGUUGCCGUGUAGACAUUUUUACCAUUCGGAUUGCAUUGUUCCUUGGUUGAGAAUCCAUAAUACUUGCCCUAUUUGCCGGUACACACUACAGAACGCCAUUGAUGGUGAGAGUUCUGAGGAAUCUGUGGAAGAAGGAGACGGAAGAGGGAAUGGCUGGUGGAAUGUGGUGCGUUCAUGGUGGCCGUUCCGUGUGAUCGGCGAUUUGGCUCGCCGGCUAGGGUUCGCCGAUUAUGGCGAUAAUCUCCUCGCCUUGGAACCCAAAUAUUGCAGCAGAUUCGUGGAUGUACUCUUGGCUGGCUAAUUGACACACCCACCCAUGUACGUAUCUAUCACUUCUUUUUUUUUUUUUUUUUUUUCAUUAGGUUCGUUUAUUUAUUUAUAUUUACUCCCGAACUUAUAGAAAU